AGCUUCAAUAAGCAAGAAAUGAAAUAAAUCGAGCAAAGGGCUUCGUGUGAGCAAGAAAUAACCGUAAAAAGUGAAAAAAAAACAAAAGCAAGGUGAAAGGAGCUAUAAGCAACUGAGCUUUCUCCAUAGCACGGUCGGUCGCAGCGCUGUCUGUCUUCUCUCUCACAGCUUUCUUCUUCCUUUUCACAAAACCCUAAUCAUCAUCUCUCGCAAUUCGACGAAGAAGAAAGGGGGAAAAUGGGGACAAUGGGAAGAGCAGUAUACACAGUCGGAUUCUGGAUCAGAGAAACUGGUCAAGCACUUGAUCGUCUCGGUUGUCGUCUUCAGGGAAAUUACCACUUCCGAGAACAAUUGUCACGGCAUCGAACUCUAAUGAACGUAUUUGACAAGAAGCCUUUCGUGAACAAGGAAGCAUUUGUUGCACCAAGCGCAUCAAUCAUUGGAGAUGUUCAGGUUGGACAUCGUUCCUCAAUUUGGUAUGGAUGUGUUUUGAGAGGUGAUGUGAACUACAUUAGUAUUGGGUCUGGGACUAAUAUUCAAGAUAAUUCUCUCGUUCAUGUGGCGAAAACCAAUCAAUCUGGGAAAGUACUGCCGACUAUUAUUGGAGACAAUGUUACUGUGGGUCAUAGUGCGGUAUUACAUGGCUGCACUGUUGAGGAUGAGGCCUUUAUUGGUACGGGUGCUACUUUGCUCGAUGGUGUUGUAGUUGAGAAGCACGCCAUGGUUGCAGCUGGAUCUCUUGUACGACAGAAUACAAGGAUACCUUGUGGGGAGGUUUGGGCAGGAAACCCUGCAAAAUUUUUGAGGAAGCUCACAGAAGAAGAGAUGGCUUUCAUUUCUCAGUCAGCCAAUAAUUAUUCUAACCUAGCACAGGUUCAUGCAGCCGAAAAUGAGAAGAGCAUUGAUGAGGUUGAAUUCAAAAAGGUGCUUCAUAAGAAAUACAACCUCAAGAAUGAGGAUUACAGCUCAAUGCUAGAUGCUGUUCGUGAAACUUCACCAGAGCUUGUCCCUGACAGCACUGCCAGAUAAGUCAGCUAUAAGGGUUUUUCUAAUUGGGAGCCCUUCCCAGGCUAAUUGCCAUUUUGGAUUGUGUUGUUACCAGGUGACUUUGGUUAUCCCCAAUUUUGGGCAGUCUGCUUUCCUAUUUCAAAUAGUAUAAAAAUGUUGGCUGAUUUAAUGGCCAAGACACAGCAAAUCUUGAGUCUUGCAUACCUCAGAAUCUUAGCAUCUACCUUUGACGAUGUUAUGACAAUGAACUUAGGUGUCAAAUAAUCUUCGACCCUUCAUAGCUACCUUUGUUUCAAAUAUGGCAGAACAAAAAAAAAAAAAAACUGUAAUGAGGUUGAGUGUAGCUUUCUUCAAUGGUUGAUGAAGAAAAAUUAGAGGCAGGAAAACAUUGAAAAGUGUACUAUGGAGAAAAGUUUAGCUUUCUUUUCCUAUGCUUACUAUUUGUUAUUCUCCUUUUGCGUGCAAAAAUUAAGGUUACUUUCUUAAUAGUGAUUUGCAUUAUUGUGAUAAAGUCAUCUUUUGUGUGGUGGUGAAUAAUAAUAAUACUAGGCUUUGUUGCAUUUGCAUAUUA
This is a messenger RNA of Chenopodium quinoa (quinoa), 1579 nucleotides long. RefSeq names its product gamma carbonic anhydrase 1, mitochondrial-like. The coding region runs from base 238 to 1029 and encodes 263 amino acids. Lineage: Eukaryota; Viridiplantae; Streptophyta; Magnoliopsida; Caryophyllales; Amaranthaceae. The record is from RefSeq and is a predicted model, not a curated record. The transcript has 5 exons.